AUGCGGAACCACCGAACCCCUGAUCCCGAACCCCGAUUCAGAAACACCGAACCCCCGAACCCGAACCCGAACCCCUCAACCCGAACACCGAUGCAGAACCACCCGAGCCCCCGAACCCGAACCCCUCAACCCGAACACCGAUGCAGAACCACCCGAGCCCCCGAACCCGAACCCCUCAACCCGAACCCCCGAACCCGAACCCUCAACCCAAACCCCGAUUCAGAACCCCCGAACAACCGAACCACCACCGCAAGCACAAAGCCGAGGCCCAGACUGCAGCAAAGGCCAGCAGGGAAGGCGGGGAAUGCAAGCCUCGGGGACGGUGUACAAGUUAUGGCGACGCGGCGGUCAUAUGCGAGACAAAAUAUGCGAGAGGGAAUUAUCAAGCCGGAAUCCCGUCUCAGAUUCGCCGGCGUAUAA
This is a messenger RNA of Penaeus indicus, 420 nucleotides long. RefSeq lists its product as uncharacterized. Lineage: Eukaryota; Metazoa; Arthropoda; Malacostraca; Decapoda; Penaeidae. The coding region runs from base 1 to 420 and encodes 139 amino acids. The transcript has a single exon. The record is from RefSeq and is a predicted model, not a curated record.